CUGUCCUGAGUUUAGAACCCUUUACAGUUGCAGAGGUGUUAACACUGUUGGUCAUCCUCUGCUCAUCGUCAACCAAUCAUGCGGUCUGCUCUGAUCCUUCUGCUGUGCGUCCUGGGAGCAGCCCUGUGGUCCGGCGCGUUGGCCAACAAUGCAAAUCUUCCUGAAGAAUGCUGUUUCAAGUAUUACAACAGAAAAAUCCCCAGACAACUCAUCAGGGAAUAUGAAAUGACAAGAUCUGACUGCUCUAAGAGGGGAGUCAUCUUGUUCACAAAAAAGAACUUCCGCUUCUGUGCCAAUCCAGAAGACCCUACGGUUGAGAAGAUCAUGAAGUCCAUCGACGAGAGUAAAUUCUAGGAACCACUUCCCAGGAAGAAGGCUAAAGUCUAAACAGUCAACUCCUGCUCCUAGUUCCUUUUCAGCUCUGCGUAAAAUAAUUGUUUUGUUUUUUACAUGUAGUGACAAAGUGUCAAUUGAUAUGCUAGCAAUCAUGGUGAUAAUUUAGUAAAUGUGUAACACGUGUAUCAGAUAUAAUGAUCAUGUUAUGAACAUGAAAUGCAUUUUAUCACUCAACCAAAGGGUUUACUGAUAAAAAGGACUCAUUUCAGUCAGAAAGGAGUUGGAGCACUUCACAAAAAAAGGCCGAGAGGAAUUUCUUACUUGGAUGAGUACAGGUGACUGACGUUUUCCUCAGAGUUACCUGACAAUUUCACUUAACUCCUAUUUAUAGCAUACCAUGAAAAUACAAAUCAGGUCAAUGGAAAAUAGUGGCACUAAGUAAUAACAGUAAUAAUAAAACAAAUAUGGUGUCUUGUUGUUGACCAAUGUGUCAUAUAAAAAUCAAUGAUCUACCUUGGGGGUAUUUGAGUGUCGGUGGAAAGAGUGGCACAAGAGACCCCAAAAAUCAAGGCAACUACAUUCAGAAAAACCCAUUUUUUUUUUACACUGUUGUCUCUCAAUAGGUAACUAGGCUAUAAAUAGGUAAUAGUUAAGUGCAAUGGUCAGGUCACUCUGAGUAAGAGGUCAGCUUGACGUCAGUCACCUUUACUCAUCCUGAACAACAGAUUAAAGUGAGCAAAUAAUAAAUUAAUCUCUGCCUCUUUUUUUUUUUUUGAGUUUUCCAAAUGUUUUCUGCCUCAAAUGAGUCCUUUUGGAACUUUUUCUUGGUAAGCCUUUUAAAAAAAAUGUUAUUCAUCAUUGUCAAUCUUCCCUUCUCCCUUUGUGUUUGCUAUAGCGCAGAAGCCUUCCUGAUCUCUUAUCUAUACUUCUCCCUUUGUGUUGUGCUGUAGCGCAGAAGCCUUCCUGAUCUCUUAUCAAUACUUCUCCCUUUGUGUUGUGCUGUAGCGCUGAAGCCUUCCUGAUCUCUCAUCUAUACUUCUCCCUUUGUGUUGUGCUGUAGCGCAGAAGCCUUCCUGAUCUCUCAUCUAUACUUCUCCCUUUGUGUUGUGCUGUAGCGCUGAAGCCUUCCUGAUCUCUCAUCUAUACUUCUCCCUUUGUGUUGUGCUGUAGCGCUGAAGCCUUCCUGAUCUCUUAUCAAUACUUCUCCCUUUGUGUUUGCUGUAGCGCAGAAGCCUUCCUGAUCUCUUAUCUUCCCUUCUCCCUUUGUGUUUGCUGUAGCGCAGAAGCCUUCCUUAUCUCUUAUCAAUACUUCUCCCUUUGUGUUGUGCUGUAGCGCAGAAGCCUUCCUGAUCUCUUAUCUAUACUUCUCCCUUUGUGUUGUGCUGUAGCGCAGAAGCCUUCCUGAUCUCUUAUCAAUACUUCUCCCUUUGUGUUGUGCUGUAGCGCAGAAGCCUUCCUGAUCUCUUAUCUAUACUUCUCCCUUUGUGUUGUGCUGUAGCGCAGAAGCCUUCCUGAUCUCUUAUCAAUACUUCUCCCUUUGUGUUGUGCUGUAGCGCAGAAGCCUUCCUGAUCUCUUAUCUUCCCUUCUCCCUUUGUGUUUGCUGUAGCGCAGAAGCCUUCCUUAUCUCUUAUCAAUACUUCUCCCUUUGUGUUGUGCUGUAGCGCAGAAGCCUUCCUGAUCUCUUAUCAAUACUUCUCCCUUUGUGUUGUGCUGUAGCGCAGAAGCCUUCCUGAUCUCUUAUCAAUACUUCUCCCUUUGUGUUGUGCUGUAGCGCAGAAGCCUUCCUGAUCUCUUUUCUUCCCUUCUCCCUUUGUGUUUGCUGUAGCGCAGAAGCCUUCCUGAUCUCUUAUCAAUACUUCUCCCUUUGUGUUGUGCUGUAGCGCUGAAGCCUUCCUGAUCUCUUAUCUUCCCUUCUCCCUUUGUGUUUGCUGUAGCGCAGAAGCCUUCCUGAUCUCUUAUCAAUACUUCUCCCUUUGUGUUGUGCUGUAGCGCUGAAGCCUUCCUGAUCUCUUAUCAAUACUUCUCCCUUUGUGUUUGCUGUAGCGCAGAAGCCUUCCUGAUCUCUUAUCAAUACUUCUCCCUUUGUGUUGUGCUGUAGCGCUGAAGCCUUCCUGAUCUCUUAUCAAUACUUCAUCCCUUGUUUAGAAGCUGUAAUACGGCAUGUACUGGCUGUUUUUGUCUGGAACAAUAAAAUAAUAGCACUUUUA
Molecule: messenger RNA, 2544 nt
Organism: Oncorhynchus mykiss (rainbow trout)
Lineage: Eukaryota; Metazoa; Chordata; Actinopteri; Salmoniformes; Salmonidae
Product: C-C motif chemokine 3
Biological process (GO): immune response
Cellular component (GO): extracellular region
Molecular function (GO): chemokine activity
Source: RefSeq, a predicted model, not a curated record